AGAACCGUUUUCUCUCUCAACUCCUGAUAACGCCAUCCAGGCGCGUUUCAAGCAAUAAACAAUGAAGAUCGAGAACGGCCUGACUUGCCUUGAUGAGGUGCAGCCCCUUGAUGGACUACAGUUCACCGUGGCCACAGAGGAAGACUUUGAUGACAUCAUGGCCAUGAGCCAGGAUAUUUAUGGUGGGCUAGACUACCUUCCCACCCGCUAUCAGUCUUGGCUGCAGGAGACAAACCGCACCGUCAUCCUUGCUCGCAAACAGGGCAAAGUGAUUGCACUUGAGUCAGUGUGUGUUAUUGAUGAUGGGGAAACUAUGCUUGUGGAGGGUCUCCGUGUGGCUGCUCAAGAGAGGGGCAAAGGUGUUGCACGGGUGCUGCUCCGCUUCUGCUCCCAGUUUGUUAAGUCCAACUAUCCUGAAGUUAAAGUGACCAGACUGACCAGAGAUGACCAACUUGGGCCCAAGGACUUUCAGAAGUACAGAAUUAUCACCAAACAGGGCAUCCUGCUGGUACACUUCCAUGCUGAAGAUCUAAAGCUUCACCUUGCAGAUCUUGGCGAUAAUGUGGGAAUUGAAGGAGAUAACCUGCCAGCUUCCAGUACCCCAGUGCGCUUGCAACCUGAAGAAGUUAACCAGAUUUUCUUAAACAGUAAGGCAAUGCAGGAUGUCUUACCCAAUGCCACCAUUGUGCAAGACUGGCAGCCCUUCAAACCUCUGCCCAGCAACAUGGAUAUCUUGCUGAAGAAAGACAUUGAUUGGAUGGUGGAUGACCUCAAUGGCCCAACUAUGGCCAGCCUGUGCACUUUUCCCUUCCGUGUACCUAUUGGCGAAGACUGGUACUACCUCAACAUCGACAUGUUUGGUAAAGAUCUUUCCCUGGCUUUGCAGCAACUUCUGUGUCACCUGAGGCGCCACACCAGCGUUCUGAAGGGCAACGUCAUGUGCCAGGUGUUUCUGGACCCACCACUAUGGAAGCCCAUGGCUGACUUCUUCAAGAAGACCCUGAAAGUGGAGCUGGUGAAGGAAUACACAGAGCAGUGUGUGGUGGAAUCUGACAUGAUUUAAGAAAAUGAAAAGCUUAAGCCAGCCCUCACCCCACUCCUGGAGGCCAAACUAUAAUAACUGUUAGAGCUUUGACAUCACUCAAAUGGUUUCCUUUCAUAUUUUGCCCCAGAUCAAAACACCUAAAUAUAAAAACAACACAAGGGCUAAAAGGACCUUGUAGAUAAACUGAAAAGGCUGAAUCUUGAAUCCUAAAGCUAGUUUAAUAAGCCUAAGAAGAUUUUGUUGUUAAGAUUUAAAAACUAAAGUAUUAUGCAACAAGAAUCUUUCAUGAUGU
Messenger RNA from Trichomycterus rosablanca, 1337 nucleotides. It is a transcript of the gene nat16, whose product is annotated as N-acetyltransferase 16. The transcript has 4 exons. The record is from RefSeq and is a predicted model, not a curated record. Gene Ontology annotation, molecular function: acyltransferase activity, transferring groups other than amino-acyl groups. The coding region runs from base 62 to 1063 and encodes 333 amino acids. Lineage: Eukaryota; Metazoa; Chordata; Actinopteri; Siluriformes; Trichomycteridae.